Messenger RNA from Entelurus aequoreus (snake pipefish), 14171 nucleotides. Its product is annotated as insulin receptor-like. Lineage: Eukaryota; Metazoa; Chordata; Actinopteri; Syngnathiformes; Syngnathidae. Gene Ontology annotation, molecular function: insulin receptor activity; insulin receptor substrate binding; ATP binding. Gene Ontology annotation, cellular component: axon; membrane; insulin receptor complex. The record is from RefSeq and is a predicted model, not a curated record. The transcript has 23 exons. Gene Ontology annotation, biological process: positive regulation of phosphatidylinositol 3-kinase/protein kinase B signal transduction; glucose homeostasis; cell surface receptor protein tyrosine kinase signaling pathway. The coding region runs from base 963 to 5060 and encodes 1365 amino acids.
UCCCCGACAAAGAGCGCCGGGUGUCCCCGCUGCUCUCGCUGCUCUCGCCGUUGCUCUCCCCGCUGCUCUCGCCGCUCCAGAUCCGCACCGUGUCCGCCUUGACCUCCACGGCUCCGGCUGGAUCCGCUCCGGGUGUUGUGGGCGUCCGGCGCGUGUCCCAGCUGGUGAGUGGCAGGCAGGCAGCACUUGUUUACUGGCGCACACUAAAGGAGACACGCAGAGACACAACCGCCAGCUCCAGCUCGGAACUUUUUACGCAUCCAUUUUAAAAAAAAAACUGUCCCCGGGGGUCAGACUCGGUCGCCGGCGGGCCACGCACGCACCACCGUGGCCGUUUAGCGCGGCGGGUUCCUUUUUUUUGUUUUUUUUGCGCACGUUUCACACCGAACGCGGGUUUGUUUUGGAUUAGCUAGCUAGCUUUAGCUGCCCCCCCUUUUUUUCCCUCCUUCGUCUUUCUUCCGUGGGCUAAUCUACACGCCACAUUCUUUACCUUCCACAGGGAGGAAAUACACGGACCUCCAAACUUUGUCCACCCGCCCUCCCUGUGUGUGUGUGCUUCCGUCUGGAGCUUUUUAUGACUUGGCGGCGUGGUGCUGCCUCGGAAGGGGUGAAGGAGUUCACGUGAGUGCUGGGAAGAAAAGCUCCACGUUUUUGUUUUGUUUUGUUUUAACCUGGAAGCCCACUCAAGAUAACUUCUGACACGCGUGGACAUUUUUGGACUACUCGUGGAUGUCCGGAGCAAAAAGAAGCGGGGACACAUGGACGCUGACUGCCGUCUUCACUUAUGGAAAAUGAACAUUUGUGUGGCCGCCAUGGAGGACCACGAAGUCUAGUGGCCCUGGUCUGCCCUUCAAGGCGCGGGGAGCGACAUACCGUGUCCGGGGAGAUCCUUCCAUCGCCGCCGAACGAUAAUCGUCGUUAAACACUUGAGUCGCUGCCCCCCCUCCCCCCGCCCCUUAAAAAUGAGACUCAAACUCGGAGCACAACUUGGGCUUUUUCUGCUCAUUUGUAGCUGCCAACAUGGACUUACCAAGGGAGAAAUUUGUCAGAGCAAAGACAUCCGCAACAACGUGACCAACCUGCAGUCGCUGGAGAACUGCACCAUCAUCGAGGGCCACCUGAAGAUCCUGCUCAUGUUCAAGACCAAGACCGAGGACUUCCGGGGCCUCAGCUUUCCCAAGUUGCGAGUGGUGACCGACUACAUGCUGCUGUUCCGGGUCUACGGCCUGGACUCCCUCACCGACCUCUUCCCCAACCUGACGGUGGUCCGCGGCAACAACCUCUUCUUCAACUACGCCCUGGUCAUCUACGAGAUGCUGCAGCUGAAGGAGGUGGGCCUUCACAGCCUCAUGAACAUCACCCGGGGGGCGGUGAGGAUCGAGAAGAACCCGGACCUCUGCUACCUGGCCACCCUGGACUGGUCCAAGAUCCUGGACUCGGUGGAGGACAACUACAUCGUGGAGAACAAGAACGACCGGGAGUGCGGCGACGUGUGUCCCGGCACGGCCCAGGGCCAGACCGUCUGCCCGCAGAACACCAUCAACGGACACUUCCGAGGACGCUGCUGGUCCCAGAACCACUGCCAGAGAAUGUGCCUGGACCGCUGCAAGCAUGGCGCGUGCAACCUCCAGGGCCAGUGCUGCCACGACCAGUGCUUGGGCGGCUGCUCCGAGCCGGGCAACGCCAGCAGCUGCGUGUCCUGCAGGAACCUCCAGCACGCCAGCAGCUGCGUGGAGAAGUGUCCCGCCGGGUACUACGUCUUCAGGGGGUGGCGCUGCGUCAGCUUCUCCUUCUGCCAGGCGCUCCACAACCAAUGUAAGGAGACCAAGAGACAGAACCAAGGCCGGGAGUCUGGUUGCCAUGAAUACGUCAUCCACAAUGGCGCCUGUAUUCCUGAGUGUCCUUCUGGAUAUACCACUAUAAACUCCUCCAUGUUGACGUGCUCGCCGUGUGCCGGACUCUGUCCCAAACUGUGUGUGGGGAAUAAAACCAUCGACUCUGUGACGUCGGCCCAGGCUCUGAGAGGAUGCACCGUCCUGCACGGCAACCUCAUGGUCAAGAUCCGAGGAGGCAAUAACAUUGCAGCUGAGCUGGAGACUAGUCUGGGUCAACUAGAGGAGAUUACGGGUUACCUGACAGUUCGCAGAGCUUACGCCCUGGUGUCUCUCUCCUUCCUGCGCAAGCUGCGUGUCAUCAGAGGAGAACACCUGGAGGGAGACAUCUACGCCUUCUACGCCCUGGACAACCAGAACCUGCGUGAGCUGUGGGACUGGUCCAAGCACAACCUGACCAUCCAGCAGGGCCGCACCUUCUUCCACUACAACUCCAAGCUCUGCAUGUCGGAGAUACGCAAAAUGGAGGAGAUGACGGGUAGCAAAGAGCGCAAUCAGAAGAACGACAUCGCCGCACGCACCAACGGGGACCAAGCCUCCUGUGAAACCAAGUUGCUGAAGUUCACUUACAUCAAGGCGGGGCCAAACAAGAUUAUAGUGAAGUGGGAGCCAUUUUGGCCCUUGGAUUUCAGAGACCUGCUGGGAUUUAUGGUUCUCUACAAAGAAGCGCCGUACAAGAACGUGACGGAGUUUGAUGGCCAGGAUGCGUGCGGUUCUAACAGCUGGGUGAUCGCCGACGUGGACCCACCGGCCCGCGUCACCGACAACAAGGAGCAGCACGAGCCGGGCCACCUGAUCCGACCCCUCAAGCCCUGGACCCAGUACGCCAUCAUGGUCAAGACCCAGCUGUCUGCGUCGGACGAGCAUCAGGUCCAGGGCGCCAAGAGUGAGAUCAUCUACGUGCGCACCGACGCCUCCAAGCCCUCCGUGCCCCUGGACCCCAUCUCCUCGUCCAACUCCUCCUCCCAGAUCAUCCUCAAGUGGAAGCCCCCCACCAACCCCAACGGCAACAUCACGCACUACCGGGUCAUCUGCCGCAAGCAGCCCGAGGACAGCGACCUGUACAAGUUUGACUACUGCCUGCAAGGAAUGAAGCUGCCGUCCCGGACCCCGACCCACUUGGACAGCGAGGACGAGCAGAAGUGGAACCACACGGACGAGCCCAACAUAGGCGGAAAGUGCUGUGCCUGUCCCAAGACGGACGUGCAGCUGAAGAAGGAGCAGGAGGAGAUCGAGUACCGCAAGACCUUCGAGAACUACCUGCACAACGAAGUCUUCGAGAGCAGACCCUCACGUAGAAGACGUUCAGUGGGAGUCGCCAACGCCACAGAAUUGCCCUUCCUACUUCCCACCAUCUUCCCAGACGACGCCAACGCCACCAAAGCCGCGCCCAAAGACGAGGACAAGGAGGUAGCCACGGUGGAGCUGAAGGUCUUCUCCAAAGAGUCGACGGUGGUCUCCAACCUGCAGCACUUCACCAGCUACAAGAUCGAGAUCAUGGCCUGCAACCAUCCCACGGACCUGAAGCGCUGCAGCAUGGUCGCCUACAUCAGCGCCAGGACCAUGCCUGAAGAGAAAGCGGACGACAUCCCGGGCCAGGUGAGCCACGAGAUCAUGAACGGCGAGCCGGCCUCCGUGUUCAUCAAGUGGAGGGCGCCGCCCUCGCCCAACGGCCUCAUCAUCCUGUACGAGGUCUUCUACAGGAAGGUGGGCGAGACCGAGGUUCACACGGCCUGCGUGUCUCGACCCGCCUACCUCAAGUCUGGCGGCACAAAGCUGUCGCUGGUCCACCCCGGGAACUACAGCGUGUCGGUCCGUGCCACCUCCUUGGCGGGGAACGGCUCUUUCACAGAGACCACCCACUUCUUCAUGCCCAACAAGGACCCCGGCUACCUGGGGGUGGUCAUUGGCCCCGUCAUCUGCUUCAUCCUGUUCUUAGUGGUGGGCUCCGGGGUCUUCAUGGUCCUCAGGAAGAAGCAAGCAGAGGGACCGACCGGACCUCUUAUCGCCUCCUCCAAUCCCGAGUACCUCAGCGCCAAUGAAGCCUACGUUCCCGACGAGUGGGAGGUCCCCCGGGAGAAGAUCGCGGUGCUCCGAGAGCUGGGUCAGGGCUCCUUCGGCAUGGUCUACGAAGGACUCGCCAAGGACAUCGUCAAAGGCGACCCGGAGACCAGCGUGGCCGUCAAGACGGUCAACGAGUCGGCCAGCCUGCGAGAGAGGAUCGAGUUCCUCAACGAGGCUUCCGUCAUGAAGGCCUUCAGCUGCCACCAUGUGGUGCGCCUCCUAGGUGUGGUGUCCAAGGGUCAGCCCACCCUGGUGGUGAUGGAGCUGAUGACGCAUGGCGACCUAAAGAGCUACCUGCGAGGCCUCAGGCCAGAUUCAGAGAACAACCCGACAGGCCGCUCUCCGCCCACCCUCAAGGAGAUGAUCCAGAUGUCUGCAGAGAUUGCAGACGGCAUGGCUUACCUCAACGCCAAGAAGUUUGUGCACAGAGACCUGGCGGCCAGGAACUGCAUGGUGGCCGAGGACUUCACCGUCAAGAUUGGCGACUUCGGUAUGACGCGGGACAUCUACGAGACUGACUACUACAGGAAAGGAGGCAAAGGUCUGCUUCCUGUCAGGUGGAUGGCGCCCGAGUCGCUCAAGGACGGAGUCUUCACUGCCCACUCGGACUGCUGGUCGUUUGGCGUGGUGCUGUGGGAGAUCAGCACGCUAGCGGAGCAGCCUUACCAGGGCUUGUCCAACGAGCAGGUCCUGAAGUUCGUCAUGGACGGGGGGUUCCUGGACCGCCCUGACAACUGUCCCGAGAGGAUGCACAGCCUCAUGCAGAUGUGCUGGCAGUACAACCCCAAGAUGCGGCCCCUGUUCCACGAGAUCAUCGAGAUGCUGCGGGAGGACCUGCACCCGUCCUUCCAGGAGGUCUCCUUCUUCUUCAGCGAGGAGAACAAGGUCCACGAGACGGAGGACUUCGACCUGGACCUGGACAACAUGGAGAGCAUCCCCCUGGACCCGUCCUCCUACUUGCAGCGAGAGGAGAGCCUGGGCAGGGACAGCGGGCCCUCGGUGGCCCUCAGGGGGAACUACGAGGAGCACGUGCCUUACACGCACAUGAACGGCGGCAAGAAAAACGGACGCAUCUUAUCCUUGCCCAGGUCCAGCCCUUCCUAACGUUUCCUGGGAGACCACGUAGACCCGGGGCCAGGACCUCAAGCAUCCUUCUUCUCUCCUUUCUUCUCCACCCACGCGGAUCUCAGGACUCGGACUUCUCUUCCUCCUGACUGCCAAGCAAAGGGAUGCAAGCGGAUCUUCUCCGGCAUCCUGGGGGCUGUCUCCAGGACUCUGGGCUGUCUCCAGGACUCUGGGCUGUCUCCAGGACUCUGGGCUGUCUCCAGGACUCUGGGCUGUCUCCAGGACUCUGGGCAAGGCUGGAGGUCUCACACACACACACACAAACACACACACUCUUGUAUUUCUUACCUUCUUGAGACCUAAAAAAAAAAAGGCCUACCUCUUUAGGACCAGCCUUUCUAGAUAUAUAAAGAAGUGUAUUUACAACAUUAAUAAUAUAUACAAACUAUGUAAAUACAAAAAAGCUUGUUGUGAAAAUUGAGUUGGAAUUUCACAAGAAAAAGGUCACAAUUUCACAAGAAAAACGUCAAAUUUUGGGCAGUGUUAUAAUAAUAAAAGUCGUCGUUUUGCUCAACGCAAGUCAACAUUUUACCAGAAGAGCUGAACAUUUGUGCAAUAUUAUGAUAAAAGUUGGAAUUUUACUCGAUGACCGUCGCAGUUUUACAAGAAAAGCUUAAAAUUUGGGCAAUUUUAUACAAAGAGUCGUCAUUUUACUCGACAAAAGUCACAACUUUAUAAGAAAACUUACAAAUUUUGGCAAUAUUAUGAUAAUAAUCGGAAUUUCACUUGGCAAAAUAACGACAAAAGUCAUAAUUUUACUGUAGUCUACUACAGUCUUAGUAUUGUAGUGUAUUUCUUCAUCCUGUGGUCACAUGUGACUUGUCUUACGUCAGCACCGGAAGUGAUCAAAUCAGCUGUUCACCCGGCGGGGUUUUUUUGGGGGGGGGGGUGAAUAGGGAAGUCCUUCUUUAGCUUGUUUUCUCACAUAUUGCUGUCUUUCAAUGUUUACUUUUGUACACACAUCAAAUCAACCAAAAAUCCUGACUUUGGAGCAAUGUUCACGGACUCUAGUAUUUGGCUCUCUAUUAGAUGCAACGGUUUUCUGUAUUGGGACCAUGAUUUAUGUCCUCACCUCCUCACAUGGAAGGUACUUUUCCCUGUUGGUGUCUCAAGAAAGGUGGAAAUACAACAACACACACACACACAGACAUAUUUCUUACCUUCUUGAGACCUGUGAAAAAUGCCUACCUCUUUAGGACCAGCCUUUCUAGAUAUAUAAAGAUGUGUAUUUACAACAUUAAUAAUAUAUACAUACUAUGCACAUAUAAAGAAGCUUGUUGUAAAAAAUGAGUUGGAAUUUCACAAGAAAAAGGUCACAAUUUCACAAGAAAAACCAAAAAUCCUGACUUUGGAGCAAUGUUCACGGACUCUAGUAUUUGGCUGUCUAUUAGAUGCAACGGUUUUGUGUAUUGGCGCCAUGAUUUAUGUCCUCACCUCCUCACAUGGAAGCUACUGUUCCUUGUCGGUGUCUCAAGAAGGGUGGAAAUACAACACACACACACACACACACACACCAAGAACUGUGAACACGACAAACCUUAGACAACCACAAGGCUGCUUCUGCUCUUCAAAAACAAAAAAGGUGGCACUCCCGUCCUCCCGCUUUUCUCCCCCGGACUUUGUUGCCAGACGGUGGCCUUUCAGACGAGUGGCCUCUAAAGAAAAAGCUCUUUCGGGAUGAAUCCACGGUAGAACAAAAACACAUCGGGUCUUUUCUUUUUCUUGUUGUUAUUAUUAUUCCUUUUAUUCCAAAAGAUGUUCGUGGGGUGAAUAGUUUUAAUUUAUUUGAUGCUUGAUUUCUCUCUUUUCUUCCGCGUCCUCACGUGUACGGCUGAAGGAUAUUUAAACAGUUCUCAUUGGACAAAGGAGUUCCUCAGACUGACCAAUAGCUGCUGCUUUCAUAUAUUUGACUAGCCAUAGAAGUGAAUAUUGGUAGCAGCUACCAACAUAUAAUAUAUCAUCUUCUUGUACAGAUUUCUCAGUAUCGACCUUAGUCUUCUUCUCCUUGAAAUGUUUUUAUUUUUGUAGCCCCGCCCACCUUUUACCUUUCACAGGUGUUCAGAAACACAAAAAAGGGGAAAGAAGCGUUGAAAAAGAGGAAUGCGGUCUUGAUGAAGGUCCAGCGUUGUUGCUAUGGCGACCAUCUUCCAGCAGGUGGCAGCAUCCCUCCAUCUUCUAGUCUGCCUUUCAUCCCGCGUCACAGUGUGUGUGGGGUUACAUGGUGGUGGUCUACAUAGUCUUGCUCUCGUCCGGGGUCUGAGGUGCAGCUCGGGCCGGACCUGGUGCGGUUCCCUGGACUUGCACCUGAUGGAUCUCAUUGGUCACUGUAACGUUUGAGGGGGCGCAGCUAGCGACACAUGCUAACUAGCGACAAAUGCUAACUAGUGACACAUGCUAACUAGCGACACAUGCUAACUUGUGACACAGGCUAACUAGCGACACAUGCUAACUAUUGACAUAUGUUAACUAGUGACACAUGCUAACUUGUGACACAUACUAACUAGCGACACAUGCUAACUUGUGACACAGGCUAACCAGCGACACAUGCUAACUAGUAACAUAUGUUAACUAGCGACGCAUGCUAACUAGUGAUGCAUGCUAACUUGUGACACAUGUUAACUAGCGACACAUGCUAACUAGUGACACUGGCUAACUAGUGACACAUGCUAACUAGUGACACAGGCUAACUAGCGACACAUGCUAACUAGCGACACAUGCUAAAUCGUAUUACAUACUAGCUAGCAACACAUCCUAGCUAGGGAAACAUACUAACUAGUGACACAUGCUAACUAGAGACACAUGUUAACUAGUGACACAAGCUAACUAGUGACACAUGCUAAAUAGUGACACAUGCUAACUUGUGACACAGGCUAACUAGCAACACAUGCUAACUAGCGACACAUGCUAAAUCGUAUUACAUACUAACUAGCAACACAUCCUAGCUAGGGAAACAUGCUAACUAGCGACACAUGCUAACUACAGACACAAGCUAACUAGUGACACAUGCUAAAUCAUGACACAUACUAACUAGUGACACAUCCUAACUAGUGACACAUGUUAACUAGCGACACAUGCUAACUAGUGACACAUGCUAAAUCGUGACACAUACUAACUAGUGAAACAUGCUAACUAGCAACACAUGCUAACUAGCGACACAUCCUAACUAGGGAAACAUGCUAACUAGUGACACAUGUUAACUAGUGAAACAUGCUAACUAGUGACACAUCCUAACUAGGGAAACAUGCUAACUAGUGACACAUGUUAACUAGCAACACAUGCUAACUAGCGACACAUGCUGAGUCGCUACAAAUGCUAACUGCCGCCGCACUCCACUGUCUCCUCUUGGAUGAAACGUGUCUAACAUUACUCACAUGCUGACAGGUAAAUAAGGGAGGCCCUCAUUCUCAUCCACCUUGGUGCAGCUGCCCUCAGUCUCUUGUUGGAUAAAUGUAGGCCAAACUGGAGCUGAAUCACAUGUUGACAAGGACAUAUAAGACACCUGGUUCUCCUCAACUUUACUGCCGCUGCCCUCAGUCUCUUUUAGGAUAAAUGUCCCUCUUACUGUAGCCAAUAGUCACGUCCUGACUAUGCAGACCUGAAUUGUCAUCCACCUUGGUACCGCCGCCCUCAGUCUCCUAUUGGAUGAAUCUAGUCCUUACUGUAGCUAAGUCAUAUGUCGACAAAUAUGGGAGAGUCUCAUUCUCAUCCACUUUACUGCAGCCGCCCUCAGUCUCCUAUUGGAUGAAUCUAGUCCUUAACCAUGUUGACAAGGACAUAAAGGACACUUGGUUCUCCUCAACUUUACUGCAGCUGCCCUCAGUCUCCAUUUGGAUAAAUGUACCUCUCCCUGUAGCCAAUAGUCACGUCCCGACUAUACAGUAUACCCGAAUUCAUCCACCUUGGUACCGCCGCCCUCAGUCUCCUAUUGGAUAAAUGUAGUCCUCUAAAUCACAAGUUGCCAAAUACACACAAGACACGCAGCUUCUCCUCAACUUUGCUGCAGCUCUCCUCAGUCUCCAGUUGGAUAAAAGUCCUCUAAUUACUGCAGCCAACACAGGAGACUCCCAUUCUCCUCCACCGUGGUACAGCUGCCCUCAGUCUCCCAUUGGAUUAAAUCAUCUCCUUACUGUGGCCAAUAGUCACACUGUAGGAAGUAGUGCCCUCAGUCUCCUCUUAGGUGCGUGGAGUCGUUACGGCAGCUAAAUCCAUGCUGACAAAUACAUUCAGAUCUCCCCAACUUGACUGCAGCUGCCCCAAGUCUCCUAUUGCAUCAAAACUAAAUGUAAUUAAUGUAGCUAUUAGUUAUGUGCAGACCCUCGUUCUCCUCCACUUUACUGUAGCUGUCCUCAGUCUCCUGUUGGGUAUUUACUUCUUCCUGUAGCCAAUAGUCACUUGCUGACAAUACAGGAGACCCUCGUUCUCCUCCACUAUGGUACAGUUUUGCCCCCAGUCUCCUAUUGGAUACAAUGGUCAUUAGUCACACUGCCAGGGCACACUUUGGUUGUCCUCCACUUUUCUGCAGUUGCCCUCAGUCUCCUGUUGGAUAAAUGUAGUCCUUAAUGUAGCUAAAUCUACAAUAAACAAAUACUACAGAUGCCCCAAGUCUCCUACCGGAUAAGAUAAAUCUUGUUAAUGUAGCCAUUAGUUACGUGUAGGCAGUACGGGAGAUCCAAAUUCUGGUCUACUUUGCUGCAGCUGCCCUCAGUCUCCUCUUGGAUAAAUGUAGUCCUUAAUGUAGCUAAAUCUACAAUAAACAAAUACUACAGAUGCCCCAAGUCUCCUACCGGAUAACAUAAAUCUCGUUAAUGUAGCCAUUAGUUACGUGUAGGCAGUACGGGAGAUCCAAAUUCUGGUCUACUUUGCUGCAGCUGCCCUCAGUCUCCUCUUGGAUAAAUUCCAUCUCAUUACUGUGGCCAAUAGUACCACUGAAGAAAGUACACACAGGACACCCGCAAUCUCCUCCACUUUGCCCUCAGUCUCCUCUUGGAUAAAAUGGGUGUCCACACAAUUGCCAACAGUCUGAUACUGUAAUGAAAACUAACAGACUCCUUGUCCACUGUAAUGAAAACUAACAGACUCCUUGUCCACUGUACUUCAGCUGCCCUCAGUCUCCUAUUUCAAUCAAAGGACUUCUUCCUGACCAUCAUGACCCAGACUCACACGCUGCCCUCAUUCUCCUGUUGUUUGUUGGCGUGACCUCAGACUGCGAGCUGAUCUGAGUCCAUACGGUGCGGUGGAAAAGCGACCCUUCAGGUCCGAUACUGCAGGAUUUUAGUCGAUUGAUUCUGUUUUUGUCGGCCGUCUCGUGAAGCUUCGUCAUUUCAUGGACUGUCUCUAUAGCCCGUAUCAGUCCAUCAUGGUGAUACCAUUCGAAGAGUCUGGUAUCGACGAUGGGAGUGAUAUCAGUCUAAGAGUCCGGUAUCAGACCAUGAGAGUGAAAUCAGCCCAUGAGUGUGAUAUCGUUCUAAGAGUCCGCAUACUAGUCCAUGGGUGUGAUACCAGCCAGUGAGAGUGAUAUCAGCCCAUGGGUGUGAUACAGUUUCAGUCCAAGAGUCUGGUAUAGCCCGUAGGUGUGAUAUCAACCUAAGAGUCUGGUAUCAGACAAUGGUUGUGAUAUCAUUCUAAGAGUCUGGUAUCAGACCAUGAGUGAGAUAUCAUUCUAAGAGUCUGGUAUCAGACCAUGUGUGUGAUAUCAUUCUAAGAGUCUGGUAUCAGACCAUGUGUGUGAUAUCAUUCUAAGAGUCUGGUAUCAGACCAUGAGAGUGAUAUCAUUCAAUGAGUCUGGUAUCAGACCAUGAGUGAGAUAUCAUUCUAAGAGUCUGGUAUCAGACCAUGAGAGUGAUAUCAUUCUAAUAAUCUGGUAUCAGACCAUGAGAGUGAUAUCAUUCAAUGAGUCUGGUAUCAGACCGUGAGCGUGAUAUCAUUCUAAUAAUCUGGUAUUAGACCAUGAGCGUGUUAUCAUCCUAUGGGUGUGACAUCAAUCAUUGCGUGAUAUCAGACGACCAGCAGUGUUGAUAUCGAAGUGAUAUCAACUUUCUAAGAGUCUGGUAUCAGACCAUGAGUGAGAUAUCAUUCUAAGAGUCUGGUAUCAGACCAUGUGUGUGAUAUCAUUCUAAGAGUCUGGUAUCAGACCAUGAGCGUGAUAUCAUUCUAAUAAUCUGGUAUUAGACCAUGAGCGUGUCAUCAUCCUAUGGGUGUGACAUCAAUCAUUGCGCGAUAUCAGACGGCCAGCCGUGUUGAUAUCGAAGUGAUAUCAACUUUCUGAGAGUGCCCACAUGAAUUCACCAGUGCCUUUCUCAAAGCGUGAGUGAACGGAAGAAAAGCUCGGCAAAGUUUUCUGUUGCUGCUUGAAGGAUGCGAGCGACACAUUUGUCACUUUGAACAAGUUGUUCAUCAAAUAAUAAUACUACAGUAUUAUACACAAUAAUACUAUAGUAUUAUGUAUAAUACUGUAAUAUUAUACAUAAUAAUACACAAUAAUACUAUAGUAUUAUACAUAAUAAUACUGCAGUAUAAUACAUAAUACUACAGUAUAAUACAUAAUAAUACUAUAUUAUUAUACAUAAUACUGCAGUACAGUACAUAAUACUUUAGUAUUAUGCAUGAAAUAGUAUCAUUAUGUCUAGUAGUACUAGUAUACAUAAUGAUACUAUUUCAUGCAUAAUACCAUAAUAUUACGUAUAAUACUAAAGUAUUCUGUAUUGUACUACUAGUAGUAGUAGUACUAGUACUACAAUACUUCUAUCUUGCCCUCAUUCCUCUUUUCACAAACCUAUUUGCUGGCAGACAAAAGUAUUGGGACACUUGUUGAAGCUGAGGUGUGUAGAAUGUGACAUAUUGAUUAUUUGUAGUAUUAGUAGUAGUAUUUUUAAUAUUAAAAUUUUAAUCAAUAAUAAUAUUAUUUUUAAAAUUAUUAUUUAAAAAAAUAUAUAUUAUUUUUUAAUAUAAUUUUUUAUCAAUAAUAAUAUUAUUUUUAAUAUUAAUAUUAUUAUUUUAAAAUAUGAUUAUUGUUGUUGUCCUAAAAAUAAAAACAACAUCAGCACCAAACUGGCGACAACAUCAAAGUGAAAGUUGGACGCCACUAAAAAAACAACUUUAUAAUUUGGUGUUUUGUGUAAAAUAUGAUUAGAAUAAUAAUCACUGGGCCCUCAGUCUCUUCUUGGAUAAAAUGUCUCACUGCUCUUCUUCUGCACCAAACUCUUCCAAGCACGUCUUUGAUGUCCCAACACUUUUGUCCUGCUCUCAUCUUGUCUUUGUCCUUCUCUACUGGCAGUAAGAUAAGAUAAGAUAAGGCACCAAGACCGAGGACAAUCGUUCGUGACAAAGUGGGAGCCCCCCCCCCCCCUCUCUGUUGGAGACAAUCAGGAAGUUGCCCUCCUUCAAAAACCAGUGCCUUGCUCACCUGCAGACAGAACCUACUCAAACCCUCAGAGGACUCCAGAUAUGAAAUCAAAGAUUGUUAUUUGGGGCGAUGUUGACUUUGUACCAAAAUAAAACUUUGGCGUUUGCUCAGCUUUGCUUUAUGCCUGAAAACAAACAAACAAGGAGAGCAUUUACAUUUUUAUUGGAUUACAUUUUGUCCCGGGUCAGCGCAGCCAAAGUCCCCCAGAAAGAUUUCAGGGCGAAGUUCCCCAGAAUAAAAUCUGAUCCGACAGCAAAACAUCAUCACACGUUUUGGUGGCGGCACAACGAAAAGAAAGAAAAAGAGGUGGCUCACAAGGAGGGUUGCAAAGUGGAAAACAUUUACUUGAUUUGGGAAAUAAAAAAUAAUGCUGAUUUUUAUUACCAAAAAAAUCAUUUAUUGAAGAAACAUUUUUGUUUCACUGAAUAUUAAUAUUUUUUAUUAAUUAAUCUUUUACAUGUUAAUUUAAAAUUAAUUUAAAAGUCUGCAUAUAUUCUAUAUAUUUUCUUAAAUCUUUAACCAUUGAUUUAUUGAAAUAUUUAUCAAGUAUUUUAUGAUCAUUUCAUGAUUCAAUCUUCUAAUAUUAAACUUCCUUCUGCAGAAUUAAAAACAAAAUAUGCUUUUUGAAAUAUGAUUUAAAAUACAUCUUUUUUUUUUUUUACUAUAACAUGAAUGAAAUGUAUAAAUACUUUUUGUAAAUCUGACUUAAUUGUGGUUUCUAUGAAUUUGUUUUAUUGAUUUUAAAUGACAGUAAUUUAAUUCUCCAAAAUCGGACGCAUUUUUUUUGUGCCACUAUUGACUUAUUUUAAACUUAAAUGAAAUGUGUUUACUGUAUACAUCCCAAUAAAACAUUUCCCUAUAAUCUCAAUAUAAUCUGGCAUAGAAUAAAACUCAACAAUGUCUUUUUUUUUUUAGACAAAAUUUGAAUUUUUGAAGAUUUCCAAGAAAAGUUUGGAUGUAAACAAUAGCUGCCUUUGCAACCCUCAUCGUGCAAAUGGAGGACAAAACAUUUCUUUGUGAUAUUUCUACUAAAACAAUUGUUCUAAAAUCUUUCAGUGGAGCGGGCCCAAAAAACCCCCCCAGUUUUCUUUCCUUACUGUAAAGGUGUCCUACUUGUACGUGAACGAUUAGCGUGUAUAUAACCUCAUUUAUCACUUGGGAGGAGAUGUUUUUAUUGUUGUGGAGUCCACCUGUGGAAACACAAAACGCGUUCUCACCUUUGAUUCCUUUUUUUUUUAAUGAAUGUUUUCACGCCACAAACUCGUUUGUUUUGUCGACUUUGUGUCGUUUGAACGAAGCGCGUGCUGAACCGGACGCCACCACUGCGCCCCUCCCCCGUCGGCCAGGAAGUAAGCGAGCGAGUCGUGUGGUGAAAUUGUGGCGGCAAGAAGAAAAAUAUGUUUUUGUGUAGUAGUACGACUACUAGUACACACUGUGUCUCCUCCGUGCACAUAUACGCUCCUCUAUAGCGCCACCUGCCUGCAGGAUACCUCUUUUUAGGAUGGCUCUCUUUGGGAAAUGUUUGUAUUGUGUCGCUUCAUCCUUCACACUGGAUCCAAAUGUGCCAUUAUCUUUAUUGUGUAUCGCACACACACACACACACACACACACACACACACACACACACACACACACACACACACACACACACACACACACACACACACACACACACACACACACACACA